Messenger RNA from Closterium sp. Naga37s-1, 3561 nucleotides. The record is from the annotation of a GenBank genome assembly. Lineage: Eukaryota; Viridiplantae; Streptophyta; Zygnematophyceae; Desmidiales; Closteriaceae.
AUGCCAUCUCGUCCGUUCUGGUGUCAUCAGUGCGCCACGGUGCGCUCGUUAACAGCUCCUUCGAACGACGCAGAAGCAGCGGAGGUCAUAUGCGCGUGGUGCGGCGGCGGAUUCGUGGAGGAGUUGACUGCAGGCAGCGAAAUCGACGGCGGGGAGCACGGCCGCCACCACAGAUGGCGCCACCGCGGAUCCGACCACGCCCGCGCAGCUGCUGCUGCCGCGCCCGUGAUCGACCUAACGGAGGAGUAUACCGGCAACGCGCAUGCCGGCAACGCGCAUGCCGGCAACGCGCAUGCCGGCGCGUCGAGCGGGUUCGCGAGGGAGGCUCGUGAGAGCUCGUUCGCGUGGGACGGCGAGAGCGCGGGCGAUGCGGAUGUCAGCGCAGGCGAGACCGCCGGGGUCGCCGCCGGCGCGUCGCUCCGCCCCGAACGGCCCUUCCGCGGAUUCGUUCGCCGCCGGCACGUCGGCGUGGGUGCUGACGUCAGGUCCCCGGGCCCGUCUGCCGGCGAAGCAGCGUUUCGGGAGUCCAGCGGGUGGGGCGUGCGGCCCGCCGACGAUGACGGCCGCGCUGCUGCUGCCGCCGGUGGCGUUAGCCGUAGUGGCAGCGGUGGUGGCGGCGGCGCUACCAAUGGUGGUCCAUCCGCGGCCGCUGCUUCCGCGUCCGCUGCGGCUGGAGCGGGCGGCGAGGCGGAGGAGGGCGGCGAGCGGCACGGCGCGGCGCGGAGGCUGGAGGGCGCGUAUCUGGGGCUGGCGAGGAUGCUGCGAGACAUGGAGGACCGCGUUGACCACGAGCGACUCGCUGACGUGGCCGGCAGGGAAGCAACGUUCGGUGCUUAUGGCAGAGGGGGACUGGGGGGGAGGGCAGGGGGAGCGGCGUCGGCGCGGGUGGGGGGCGCGCGGGCGCGGCGGUUCGGAGGGGCGGAGGACGGGGGCGGCGGGGUGGCGGCGUCGUUGCUGGGCGUGCGAGGGGAGGCGGAGGCGUCGCCGAUCCUGGAGUUCAUGGGGCGACGUGUGAACCGCGAACACACGUUGCGGCGCCUUCUGGCGCGUCUCGAGUCGCUCAACGCCAUCGUUGGCGGGCAGCUGCUGGACGGCGCCGCUGCGGGCGGCGCGGCGGGCGGCAUAGCGGGCGCGGUGGGGGACUACUUCUUUGGAGACGACUUCGAUGCGCUCGUGGAGCGGAUCUCCGCCGACGACGCCGUCAGCACGCGCAACCCGCCCGCCUGCCCGGCGGCCGUCGAGGCCAUGCUGGUGCGCGUGGUGACCGCUGCUGACGUGGCGCAGCGGGAGGCGGCGGGAGAGGGCGAGCACGGGGAGGGCGGCGGGCUGAUGGACCCGUGCGCCAUCUGCAAGGACGACUACGACGCGGGCGCCGUCACGCAGCAAAUGCCGUGCCGCCACGUGUACCACUCCGAUUGCCUCCUGCCGUGGCUGCAGCGCCACAACACGUGCCCCGUCUGCCGCUUCGAACUGCCCACCGCGGACGCGCAGGACGCGCAGCAUCAGGGGCAGGGGCGGGGGGCGGAAGGAGCAGGGGGAACCGGCGCGGGCGGGGGAGCGGAAGCUGGUGGCGGCGGCGCAGCAGGGGGAGGCGAGGGGGAGCGCGGCGACGUUGAGUGGCACGAGAUGCAGUGGGAGGGCGGGGAGCCCGGCGAAGGGGAGUGGGGCGGCGGGGAGAGCAGGGACGGCGGCGGCGAUGGGUGGGACAGCAUGGAAAGCGGGGAGAGGGGCCGCGGGGGGUGGAGCGGUGGAGUGAGCGGAGAGGAGGGGGGCGGCAGCGGGUGGGAGGGCGGGGAUAGCGAAAGGGAGAGCGUGGGGUUCCGGUGGGAGUGGACGGAGCGGGAGCGGGAGAGGGAGAGGGAGAGAGAGAGAGAGCGAGAGGAAUGGAGGGAGCGGGCGUGGGAGAGGGUGAGGGAGAGGGAGAGGGAGCGGGAGAGGGAGAGGGAGGGCGGGAGAGUGGGAGUGCGGGGCGUGUUGGGGCAGUCAGCGGCGGCGCGCGCGCUCAACAGGAACAGCAUCGGCACCCUGACCACCCUGGUCACCCUGGGCUCCUCCAGCAGCGCGCGCAGCUCGCUUCCGCGCGAGGCGGGGCGCGCGGGGAGAGGGGGGGAGUGGGAAGGGCGCACGCGGUGGGGAUGGGGGAUAGGGGGGGAUGCGGGUGGGGGUGGCGCGGGUGGCGGGUGGGGGAGGGGCGGGUUGGGAGGUGCGGGGUGGGGGCUGAGGGGAGGGCGCGAGAGGGGCGGCUGGUCUAGGGGCGGCCGUCUGGCGUCUUCUUCCUCCCUGCGCCACCACCGCCACGCCUCCCCCGCGCGCCCCGCCUCCCCUGCUCUCGCCGCGCCAGAGCCCCCCUCGUCGUUAGCAGCAGCGUCUACUGGCGGCGUGGCACAGCGCGCGCAGCAGCAGGGCCGGGAGGGGCAGCGAGUGAGUCCGCGCGCGGGCAGGCAAGCGGGGCGCGGGCUGUGGGGUGGCGCGGGGCAGAGGCAGGCAUGGGCGGCCGUCACAGGGGGUACGGAGAGGCGAGCGGGCAGCAGAGGAGGCGGGGAGAGCAGCGUGGGCGAGUGGGGAAGGCCGUGGGAGGAGCAGCAGCAGAGCAGCGAGCAGGGCAGUGCGUGGUGGCGACAGGCAAGAGCGGAGGGCGCAGGUCACAGGUGGGCGGGCGGACGGGCUGGGGGAAGGGCGCAGGGGGGGCAGGAGGGCGAGGAGCAGAGGCAGGAGGAUGGGGUGUGGCAAGGAGUGCAGAAUGAGCAGAUGAGCGAGGGAGAGGGGGUGGCGGGGUGUGUGAGUGGGGAGGAGGGGACGAGGGGGGGGUUGAUGAGCGAGGGAGGAGGCAGUGGUGGGUGGGAGUGGGAGGAGGGCGGAACGAGUGCAGGCGCGUGGGGUAUGGGAGAGGGGGAGGAGCAGCAUGAGGAGCAGGCGGAGGAGGGAGAGGAGGAGAUUGAAGGGGAUGACGUGGAGAGGGAGUGGCAGGUGGAUGGGUCGGAUGGAGGGGAGGGGCAAGAGGAGUGGGAGGAGGGCGAGGGAGAUGAGGAGCAAGAGGAGGAGGAUGUGGGUGGGGAGGAAUGUGAAGAGUAUUAUGAUGAGGAGGAGGGGGAUGAGGACGGGGAGGAGGAGGACGGGGAGGGGGAGGGGGAGGAGCAAGAGGAGCAGGAAGAUGAGGAGGAUGAGGAGGAAGGAGAAGAAGAGGGCAAGGAGCAACUGUUUUUUGACAGCAGUGCAGACCAUGAGGUCAUGCUGACAUCACACUAUCAUCAGCAGCUGCACUUGCCAUCCCCCUCACCCCCCCUCUCCCCGCCUCCAGCCCAUGGCCGCCGUCCCUCCCCCCCUUCCCUCAGCCCACGCCCCCCCCUCACUGCAUCACCCCCCCUCACUGCAUCUCCCCCUCAUGCCUGGCAUGCCCCCCCCCUCCCCUCACUGCACACGCACCUCUCCUCCUCUCCCCUGCGCUCCGCUCCUCCCCCCCGCCUGCCCUCCUCGCCCUCGUCCUUCUGCCCACGCCCUCGACUCUCUCCCCGCUAUGCCUCCCUACGCACACAGCCCCACCGACCGCCCUCACCGUUCUGA